CGCAGGUUCCUCGCCUCCAAGGAGCAGUUCCAUGCCUACCUGCGGGCCGGGGGCGAGCCCGGCGGCCAGGCGGGCACCGAGGAGGAGGAGGAUGAGGCUGAAGAGAAGAAGGAGGAGGAGGAGGCUGGCAGCUGCCAGGGCGAGCCCCCCGCCAAACGGGUGAGGUCGGAGGACCUUGGUCAGGACGGGGAAAGCCGAGAGGAUGCUGGAGCAGCGGAGAAGGAGCCCACGGAGCGGAAGCGGGCCCGGGGGCAGAACAAGAGCAGGCCCUGUAUGAAACCCAACUGCUACGAGCAGAGCCGGCUGUGCCUGUCGGUAAUGCAGGGGUGUGCAGAGAAGUGCUACUUUGGCCCACGGUGCCGCUUCCUUCACGACAUCGGCGAGUACAUGGCCGCGAAGCCGGCCGACCUGGGGCGCAGCUGCGUGCUCUUCGAAACCUUCGGCAAGUGCAUUUACGGCGUCACCUGUCGCUUUGCCCAGGCCCACCUUGGGGACGGCUACCAGAACAUCGUCAAUGGGGACCUGGCCAAGCAGUGGGAAGGGAAGUCGCUGGUGAGGAAUAACCUCUCCAAGGACCUCCAGCACCAGCUGCGCAAGAAGAAGUUUAGCUUCAAGAAGGCUGACGCGUACCUCCGUGGUCUGGCCAAGCCCCAUGGCAAUGGUGGGAAGGGAGGCAAAGCCAUGGGUCUCCCUACGGAGGAGCAAGAGGUGUCCAACUGCACAACACCCCAGGAGGGUCUGGGAGAUGGCCCCAAAUGUGCUGUGCUGUCGGAGCAGGGAGAAGAUCCCAAACCAGAUGCCUUGCAGAGUCCUGGCCCCACAGGUAGCAAGGAGGCUUCCUCCAUCAAAACAGUGGGCCCGGUGACAGAUGAAGAUAUUAUAAAGCUGCGGUCAUGUGAGAAGAGGAAGUUGGAAAUCCAAGGCAAGCUCUACUUGGCUCCACUGACCACGUGCGGUAACCUCCCUUUCCGAAGGAUAUGCAAGCGCUUCGGGGCCGACGUCACCUGCGGAGAGAUGGCUGUGUGCACAAACCUGCUGCAGGGCCAGUCCUCCGAGUGGGCUCUCCUCAAACGGCAUCAUACCGAAGAUAUUUUUGGGGUGCAGCUGGAGGGAGCGUUUCCAGACACGAUGACCAAAUGUGCAGAGCUCCUGAACCAGACAAUUGAAGUGGACUUUGUAGACAUCAAUGUUGGGUGUCCCAUUGACCUGGUCUACAAGAAGGGAGGAGGCUGUGCUCUGAUGACUCGGUCCAACAAGUUUGAACAGAUUGUCCGAGGGAUGAACUCGGUGCUGGACGUCCCACUGACUGUGAAGAUACGGACAGGGGUGCAAGAAAAGAUUAACGUGGCUCAUAAAAUAAUCCCCAAGAUCCGGGAGUGGGGAGCAUCCAUGGUCACGCUUCACGGCCGAUCCAGGGAACAGCGCUACACGAGGAGCGCUGACUGGGACUACAUAGCAGAAUGUGCCAAAAUAGCAAGCCCCAUGCCUCUUUUUGGAAACGGUGACAUUUUGUCUUACGAAGACGCUAAUCGAGCCAUGCAGUCGGGUGUUUCGGGAAUCAUGAUUGCAAGAGGGGCACUCAUCAAACCGUGGCUUUUCACUGAAAUUAAGGAGCAGAGACACUGGGAUAUCUCCUCCGGCGAGAGGUUUGGGAUCCUCAGAGACUUCACCAACUACGGCCUCGAGCACUGGGGGUCAGAUACGCAGGGGGUGGAGAAGACCAGGAAGUUCCUGCUGGAAUGGCUCUCGUUCCUGUGCAGGUAUAUUCCAGUUGGCCUGUUAGAACACCUACCUCAGAAAAUCAACGAGCGGCCGCCUUACUACAUGGGGAGAGACUACCUGGAGACGCUGAUGGCGAGCCAAAACGUGGACGAUUGGAUUAAAAUAAGUGAGCUGCUUCUGGGACCCGUACCUCCCAGCUUCACCUUCCUGCCUAAACACAAGGCAAACUCCUACAGAUAGGGCUGCCGAAGCCCUUUCCCGUGGCAUCGAGUCAAGGGGAGGCGUUGGACGGUCGAGGAGC
Molecule: messenger RNA, 2023 nt
Organism: Egretta garzetta (little egret)
Lineage: Eukaryota; Metazoa; Chordata; Aves; Pelecaniformes; Ardeidae
Gene: DUS3L
Product: dihydrouridine synthase 3 like
Exons: 12
Coding region: 274-1962 (562 amino acids)
Biological process (GO): tRNA processing
Molecular function (GO): metal ion binding; flavin adenine dinucleotide binding; RNA binding
Source: RefSeq, a predicted model, not a curated record